This is a messenger RNA of Cryptotermes secundus, 2223 nucleotides long. RefSeq names its product pyridine nucleotide-disulfide oxidoreductase domain-containing protein 2. The transcript has 11 exons. The coding region runs from base 209 to 1993 and encodes 594 amino acids. Lineage: Eukaryota; Metazoa; Arthropoda; Insecta; Blattodea; Kalotermitidae. The record is from RefSeq and is a predicted model, not a curated record. Gene Ontology annotation, molecular function: oxidoreductase activity.
GAACUGUUUUGUAUAAUAUUCAGAUUUCUCUUAUCACUAUAGCUCCUUGAACGCUCCUUGAACGUUAAAGUAUACGUCAUAUUAGUUUAUCCCGUGAUUUUUUUUUCAAUUAAGAAAUAAAUAGUGCAACAAUUCAUUUGAAGAAAAGGAAUUAUAUUGUUUACAAAUAUACUAUUAAUGUUAUUAUUGUAGUGUGUAGUGUAAUAAUAUGAAUCCAUACAACAUUAUGACCAUUAUGACAGUGUCGAGGAUACAACAGUUUCUGAAGAGUUUUCAUAUGAAAUACUAUUCCAUACAUACACGAACGUCAGAACCCAGCAGUACAUACGAUGCUGUAAUUAUAGGCGGAGGUCACAAUGGACUGGUUGCAGCAGCCUACCUGCAGAAGUCAGGAAUUCAGACCUGUGUAUUAGAAAAGAGACACAUAGUGGGAGGUGCUGCUGUAACUGAGGAGAUCGUACCAGGUUUCAAGUUCUCACGAGCUUCUUAUGUGCUAAGUCUCUUACGACCACAUAUCUACUCUGAUCUGGAACUAAAGAAACAUGGCUUGAAAAUGUAUUCACGGAAUCCUAGCUCGUACACACCACUACGGGAGUCAGCGUGGCAGAAAAAUGGGGCAAGAUCUCUUACUUUGGGAUUAGAUGAGCUUAGAAACGAGAGACAAAUAGCCAUGUUUUCACAGAAAGAUUCCCAGGCUUACAGACACUAUGAAGAGAAGGUUAAGAGACUAGUGACAGCUAUUGAACCAAUACUGGAUUUAUCUGUAGCUGAUACAAUGACAUUUCUUAGAGCAGAAUCCGUUUGGGGCAAGAUAAAUGCUCUAUUACGUAGUCCAUGUCUGAGGAAGGCAGCUACAUCUGUUAGCUUGCUUGGUGCUGAUAUUCCUGCUCUCUAUGAAUUCCUAACAGCUCCGGCAAGUAGCAUUCUAAAUCACUGGUUUGAAUCAGAGCCACUGAAGGCCACCUUGUCUACAGAUGCGGUGAUAGGCACGAUGACUGGACCAUAUACACCAGGCAGUGGAUAUGUACUACUGCAUCAUAUGAUGGGAGGAACUGGUUGGUCAUAUCCUAAGGGGGGUAUGGGUGCUGUCACACAAGCAAUGGCAGCAGCAGCAGCCUCCUACGGAGCACAUAUAUUCACAAAUGUGGAGGUAUCCAGAAUUUGUCUAAAUGGAGACGGUCAGGCUGCUGGGGUGGUGACAUCUGAAGGCCGUGAAAUCAAAGCUACCAUAGUUAUGUCCAAUGCUACACCAUAUGUAACAUUCCAGAAAUUGCUUCCCCAAGCUGCUUUGCCAGAAAAGUUCCAGGCUGCUAUUGAAAGUAUCAAUUAUGCAUCUCCAAUAACAAAAAUUAAUGUUGCAGUGAACAAACUGCCCAACUUUCUGGCUGAUCCAUGUGAGAAAGAAAAUGAGCCAAUGCCACUUCACCAAUGCACAAUCCAUGUCAACUGUGAGAAUACAGAAAUCAUCAACCAAUCAUACAACUGUGCUCUCAAUGGCGAUAUCUCAGACAGGCCAAUGAUUGAAAUGGUGAUUCCCUCGAGUGUGGACCCUACACUAGCACCGCCUGGCUGUCAUGUUUGUCUUCUCUUCACUCAGUAUACACCGUAUCACUUAAGGAAUGGUGCAACUUGGGAUGAUAAAACAAAGGAGAAUUAUGCUAAGCAGGUAUUCUCCAAUAUUGAGGAAUAUGCACCAGGAUUCACUGACAGUAUUAUUGGAAUGGAAGUGCUUACUCCACCAGACCUUGAUGAAAUUUUUGGACUCACUGGAGGUGAUAUCUUUCAUGGAGCUUUAUCAAUGGACCAACUAUUUCUAAGUCGCCCAGUCUCAGGGGACAUUGGGCCACCAGCCCCCUUCACUCCUAUAAAUAAACUGCUGCUAUGUGGCAGUGGAGCCCAUCCUGGUGGAGGAGUAACGGGUGCCCCAGGUUACAUAGCAGCACAGGCUGGCAUUGCACUUCUGCUGGCUAUGAAGAGCAAGAUCUGGCAUUGACACUGUGUUCUGAUGGCGUUAAACAACACAAGAGUAAUUCACUCCAGCUGCUCCUGUGGAUAAUGAAACCAAACUAUGCACCAUUAUUUAACCCCUCCCCCUCCAAACUUGAGUGUCAGUGCCUGAGAACAUUCAGAAUGCUGCACAAACCUACAAACCUAAUAACAAAAGAUUCUGAUAUGUUCAACAUAUUCUCUUAAUAAAUAUAUCAUCCUAAAUUAUCCUACAAA